Messenger RNA from Clunio marinus, 183 nucleotides. NCBI's taxonomy places the organism in Eukaryota, Metazoa, Arthropoda, Insecta, Diptera, Chironomidae. The record is from the annotation of a GenBank genome assembly.
AUGAAAUGUUUUGCAAUAUUCAUUUGUAAUGAUGACAGCGAUAAUGAUGAUGACAUGAAAUCUGACAAAUUCGAGAACAAUGAAGAAGGUAUGUUAAUGACUUUCUUGUUCUUACAAACUCAUCGAGAUUUAAAUUUGAAGAUUUUCUUCUUAAGAAAUGGAAAUGUUGGUGUCAAAGAAUAA